Dissoconium aciculare CBS 342.82 is the source of this 3436-nucleotide messenger RNA. RefSeq lists its product as uncharacterized. The transcript has a single exon. The coding region runs from base 291 to 3308 and encodes 1005 amino acids. The record is from RefSeq and is a predicted model, not a curated record. Lineage: Eukaryota; Fungi; Ascomycota; Dothideomycetes; Mycosphaerellales; Dissoconiaceae.
CUAAUAUUCGUCUUGUCUUCCUUCCAUUUGCGACUUUUCCCUUGUCGACAUUCCUCAUCGCGCUUGCGAUUCAGCAGCGCGCAUUUACUGCAUUGCAUUUCGUUGUAUAACAUUGCAUUGAAAUUGGCGUUCGGGUGCUUCGCUGAAUAGCAUUCACUCAUCACUGCGAGGUCGAUAUCCCGAUCGAACAAGAGCAGGAAGUGUGCAACCAUUCAGGACUCGCUUGUUGACAAGCAGACCGAGUGAGCGGUUUCCUGAUUGCAUGAUCAAGAGAACUAUUAAGUAUCAUGAUGAGUGCUGUCGCUGCCAAUAGCACUGCCCCUCUCGCGCUUGCCAACGGCAAUGGAUCAGGGUCGUUGCCAGCCGUCGAAGAGGAUCGAUUGUUUGAUGAACUGCAAAAGCUUUAUGAUCUCGUGAUCACUGGCAAACAUCCACAAUUCUCUCUCCCUGCAGCUACAAUUGAGAAGCUCAAAGCAAUUGCGCAGGACCCGAGUCUAUCCAAUGGCAAUGUCAAUCCAACGGGCGCCGCAAGCCAGGCGAAUGGCUUACAUUCCUUAUCUUCCUCUACUGCUGACAAUACGCGAUCAGGUGUAGCACAACCACCAGUGACAGAUCCACGUAUUGCUGCUGGUCCAACACACGCGCCACAAUCACAGCCUCCUGCGCCGAGGAAUAUUGGUUUGCCUGGGCUGUUACCAGGCCUCUCCAUGACUUCGCAACCGGGCAGCAGUAAUUUUGCAACGGCAUCCCAAACUGCCCGCGCUUCUCAGACUCCGCAUGAAGUAGUAAGAGCAGAAAGGCGUCUGAAACGCCAGAGGAUUGAGCGUGAUUUGCAGGCUCGAUUGGAGCAGCAAAAGAAUCACAGUGAUUCAGCAGAAAAAACAGGUGGCGUUUUGGAUGUUGGAGCUGUGCUUGAAAAGGCUCUCGUUCGUGAGAACCAUGUGACCGGAGUAAAAUCUACCAUAAACGGUGCUGCAAGUCAGGCCAGCUCGUUCGACGAGAACGACUACUAUUCAAGCCAAGUCGAGAGUGAAUGGUCCUCCCCAUGUGGCAAGGAUGCCGAUCGUGCUGGAGCUGUUUCGGCAUUCGCCAAUGCGCGUAGGCAUGAGGGCAACACGCCUUCUUCUCGCUUAAAUGUUGUUGGCGUGGCUGAUAAGACGAUUGCUUCGCAGUAUCCCGUCAUUCCCCAUUCUCAGGCGGGCCCAAGCGUCUACAUCACGAAACCCCCAAACCACGAAGAAUCCGACAUCGAUGACGACGAUGAAUAUAGCCCGCCUGAUGUAGCAGGCGCCUCGGACGACAGUCGUGACGAACAAUUCGACAGUGAGAUGUUACAUGAUGAUGCAGAUGAUAGCUCCGAGUAUGAGCCAGGUGAAAUCACAUCAGAGAGCAACGGUGGCACUCCGGUGCGACCUAGGCAAGUGGAUGGACCUGCAUCACCUCAGGUGCCUGUGAUUCGCAAUCAUCUCACCCAUAUUGCCGCCCCACAGCCUAGCCGUGUCUCGCCCUUGACUGUGACCAAAGGUCCUGCUGCUGGAGAACUUCAGCUCAUCAAUGGCCGACCUGAAUUUGUAUCAGCAGCUCCAAUGAAUCAGGUCCACCAAGCAAGGGGAAGAUCUCCAGAUGAUGCAAAUGGCGGAAGCUCUAAGAAGGGCAAGAAUAAAAAGGGCAAACGCAAACGUGAUGCAGCUGAGCGCGAAGUUGAGGUUCCAACAGAGACGAAGCUCACGAAGAAGCAGAAGAGGCAAGAAUUGGCCAAAGCUGAAAAGAGUCGGAGGCUGGGAAAGGCGUCCGAGCCGUCACACAUCUCUACUACACGCCAGCAACGGCAAGCACAUCAGCAACCGCAACCGCAGCAGCAGCCACAGCAACCACUAGUACAGCCGCCCAUUAAGGAUGAGCCGACGUCUCCUGCGUCCUUCCUCCACAACGUUCCCGCAGCACAAAGCGGAUCGAUACAGUCUCAGCCGGUGUACAUCGAUCUGGCGUCGCCGAGGAGAGCGGCUGAUGAGGAGCGCUAUUAUCAGGUGGAAGCUCCCAGGCAUGCGCCCGCCGCACAGCCUAAGCAGUAUCGCUUGUCUUCGCCUGCUCACGUGGGGCCUGCCUCGCGGGUAGCUUAUAGACCUCUGCAUCGAGACUCUCAUGAUUUGAGACGAGUGGCCAGUCUGCAACAUGCCCAGCGCCCGCUCUCACCUGUUGCUCGGUAUGACCCUGCUGAAGCAUCCGGGUCGCCACUGUAUCAACCUUUACGGACGCGAGAAGCUCGAUCUCACUCGCCUACGUUUGCUUCAGAUGCCUACGAUCCGCAACAAUACACGAGAGUUGCAGAGCCACUUCCGAUGGCACCGCCACCGCCACGACGGAUCUUUGUCGACCAACACGGCAAUCACUACUAUGCUGAGCCUGCACAGCCGUCUCGCGCCUCUGUUGCACCCGUCGACCGACGGUCUUAUGUGGAAGAAUGUGCCCCAAGCCGUGUCUCUAUGGCAUACGCCCCCCCUGCUUCCGCUCGGCCACAGUACGAACGAGUAGAGGCUAGCAUGGCACCACCUCCAUUUCCCGGACGAGCAGCCUCCAUCGCUGUUGAUCGUCCGCAGUAUGCGGAAAGCCCUGAAGGUCAUUAUUCGUCUCGAGAGCAGAGCGUCCGACCUGUUGUCAGAGAGAUCCGUUACGUGGAGGCCCCGACAGCAUCGUCCUAUCAGCAGCAGGCACCACUCUAUGACACUCAUGCCCGUGCCACGUAUGAAGCAAACCAUGCGCGACCUGCAUCACCAAGUGAAAUGCAUCCCGCACGAAGUUACAGUGUCCGACCUGCUCCUAUACCAAUGCCGCGCUCUGGGAGUGUCGCUCCGGUCCAGUAUAUUCGCCAGGAGGGCGCACUCCCCGCGACAUCUUACACCUCUCGUCAAUCCAUGGCACCUCCACCACCACAGCAAUAUGCACCACCACGUCGCCCAAUGAGUGUCGCGCCAGGCUACGACAUACCACCACCCGCACCCUCUCGGCCAAUGAGCGUCGCUCCUUCGCCAUACGCUCCUUCGAUCAGCCAUGUACAAGCGCAUGAGCAAUAUCUCCAGCCUCAAUACCGUGCCACUAGUGUCGCCCCGGGAGGUUAUGACCUACACACAGCAUAUGCGACUCAACCACCGCAGCAACCGCCGCAGCAGUAUUAUUCGGUCCCAUCGCGAGCUCCUGCGGCCCCGGCACCACAGCAGAUCAGAUAUGUGGACCAGAAUGGCCAGGAGGUGUUCCCGCGGGAAGUCUCACAGUAUGAGGAUUAUCGGGCGCAUGCUUCUCCGAGAUAUUGAGAGAUGGAUAUCGAUAGCUGUUCUUUCGUGCGAUGUAUCUAUAUGAUGUGAUGUUGUGUAUAUCACAAUGACAAAAGCUUUUACUUGUUUACAAUGGAAUAAGUUACCGUGCGAGAGUCCUGAGCUCU